This is a messenger RNA of Megalops cyprinoides (Indo-Pacific tarpon), 5639 nucleotides long. Its product is annotated as adhesion G protein-coupled receptor L2-like. Lineage: Eukaryota; Metazoa; Chordata; Actinopteri; Elopiformes; Megalopidae. Gene Ontology annotation, molecular function: G protein-coupled receptor activity; carbohydrate binding. Gene Ontology annotation, biological process: cell surface receptor signaling pathway; adenylate cyclase-activating G protein-coupled receptor signaling pathway; brain development. Bases 788 to 5188 code for a protein of 1466 amino acids. Gene Ontology annotation, cellular component: neuron projection; membrane. The record is from RefSeq and is a predicted model, not a curated record. The transcript is spliced from 24 exons.
CCGGUGAAAUCCAUGCCGGGUUUUGCGCGCAGCUCAUUCAGAAGCAGCUCCUGCAGACGGCAGGUUGCACUCUGUCACUGCGCUGGCGCUGCGAAGCGGGAGCCGGUGCCUCUGUUCCGAGCCGCACUCACAGCGCCGUGAAUGAGAUCUUCUCCGAAGGCAGAGAGCUUGAAAGUGGGAAGUCAUGCUGAAGGCCGCACUGUAAUUUAUGGAGGACACAGACUGAACCAGGACCAGCGGUGGAGACGCGCUUCUCGUUAGAAGCGAACCGCUUCCCAGCUCCUGCGUCGCUUGCGCUCGCUGGCUGAUACUCUUGAUUUCUUUGCAUCUUGAAUCCCGUGGAAGAGGGGGACGGAGGAGAAGGAACUCAAAAUAAAACGGAGGGAACCUUUAUCCCUUUCGACUGAGUGGCGCUCUGCCAUGGGGCAAGUUGAGCAGUCUGUGGGAAUGUGCGGACUCAGAGGAGGGUCCGCUACCUGAUAAGGCUCGAUCCGUCCCGGACAAGUGGAGCAUGUCUCUCCGCCGCAGAGACUGCCUUUGUGCUGUCUGCCGUGCCUUUGAGCGCUGGAGAGGUCCUGCUGCAGCCCUGCCUGCUUCAUCCUUCUGUUCGCUGUCCGUUUGAACUCGCAUCCAGCGUUAAAACAUCCCUCGACAGUUUUUACACAUCGGUGAGAAGAUCAGAGAUGAGGAGUCUUCGCGGAUGACAGGUUGCCGCGGUCGCCCAGCCUGGUCCUCUUUGUAACUGCAGUCAUUAGCAAGUUUUUGGAGAGCGUCUGGCCUCUGCACAAUGGCCGCCUCUGUGUGCAGACGCCUGGCUGUCUGCUGCCUGCUCGUCACUGUGGCUCAGCUGCACUGCUCCCAGGGGUUCAGCCGAGCCGCCCUGCCUUUCGGAUUGGUCAGGAGAGAGCUGUCCUGCGAGGGUUAUCCAAUCGACCUGCGCUGUCCGGGAAGUGAUGUCAUCAUGGUGGAGACUGCUAACUAUGGGCGGACAGACGACAAGAUCUGUGAUGCUGACCCCUUUCAGAUGGAAAACAUCAACUGCUACCUCCCCGAUGCCUACAAAAUCAUGUCACAAAGGUGUAACAAUCGGACCCAGUGCAUUGUGAUCACAGGGUCGGAUGUCUUCCCUGACCCCUGUCCAGGGACCUACAAGUACCUGGAGGUCCAGUACGAAUGUGUUCCCUACAAAGUGGAGCAAAAAGUUUUUCUGUGUCCCGGGACGCUGAAAGCGGUGGCCGAGGCAUCCUUUGCAUUUGAGGCGGAGCAGCAGGCGGGGGCGUGGUGCAGGGACCCCCUGCAGGCGGGCGAUAAGGUCUACUUCAUGCCCUGGACGCCCUACCGCACCGACACGCUGAUGGAGUACGCUUCAUUGGACGAUUUCCAGAACGCGCGGCAGUCCACCACGUACAAGCUCCCGCACCGCGUGGACGGCACGGGCUUCGUGGUGUACGACGGCGCCGUCUUCUUCAACAAGGAGAGGACCCGAAACAUCGUCAAAUUCGACCUGCGCACCCGCAUCAAGAGCGGCGAGGCCAUCAUCGCCAACGCCAACUACCACGACACCUCGCCCUACCGCUGGGGCGGCAAGACGGACAUCGACCUGUCCGUGGACGAGAACGGGCUGUGGGUGAUCUACGCCACCGAGCACAACAACGGCAUGAUCGUGCUGAGCCAGCUAAACCCGUACACGCUGCGGUUCGAGGCCACCUGGGAGACCAGCUACGACAAGCGCUCGGCCUCCAACGCCCUCAUGAUCUGCGGCGUGCUGUACGUGGUGCGCUCCACCUACGAGGACAACGAGAGCGACGUCAGCAGAAGCCUGAUCGAUUACGUCUACAACACCAAGCACAGCCAGGGCGAGUCUGUGGAUAUCCCCUUUCCCAACCAGUACCAGUACAUCACCGCCGUGGAUUACAACCCCAGAGAUAACCAGCUGUACGUGUGGAAUAACUUUUACAUACUGAAGUACAACCUGGAGUUCGGACCCCCCGACCCCGCUCAAGUACCCACGGUGUCAGAGGUGCCUGUCACGUCUGAACUUCCCAAAACGACGACCACCACCACGACCACCCCAUCCACGCCGGCCCCCAGAGACCCCGCCAGCGCGGCGUCCACAGCCUGGCCAAAGGACUCGAACCAGGGAGCCAGACCACACCCCCAGGCCCCCGAGCCCACGACCCCGCCCUCCUCCAGCUCCCACACCCUGCCCCAGCGCUUCUGUGAGGCCACCCUGAGGAGGGGCAUCUCCUGGCCCCAAACACAGAGGGGCCUGUCUGUGGAGCGACCCUGCCCUAAAGGAACCCGAGGCACUGCCUCCUUCCUGUGUGUCUUGGCGACGGGGUCGUGGAACCCGAGGGGACCGGACCUCAGCAACUGCACGUCCCACUGGGUCAACCAGGUGGCUCAGAAGAUCAGAAGCGGAGAAAACGCCGCCAACCUGGCGAACGAGCUGGCCAAGCACACCAAGGGGCCCAUCUUCGCCGGGGACGUCAGCUCGGCCGUGCGGCUGAUGGAGCAGUUGGUGGACAUCUUAGAUGCGCAGCUUCAGGAGCUGCGGCCCAGUGAGAAGGACUCUGCAGGGCGCAGUUUUAACAAGCUUCAAAAGAGAGAAAGGACAUGCAGAGCGUAUAUGAAGGCGAUUGUCGACACGGUGGACAACCUCCUGAGACCAGAGGCGCUGAAGUCGUGGGCCGACAUGAACUCGACAGAGCAGACCCACGCGGCCACCAUGCUGCUGGACACGCUGGAGGAAGGAGCCUUCGUCCUGGCCGAUAACCUUAUGGAGCCGGCCGUGGUGAAGGUGCCGGCCGAGAACGUCAUUUUGGACGUGUACGUGCUCAGCACUGACGGGCAGGUCCAGGACCUGCGUUUCCCCCAGAGCAGCAGCGCUGGCGUCUCCAUCCAGCUGUCCUCCAACACGGUGAAGCUCAACAGUAAAAACGGAGUAGCCAAGCUGGUGUUUGUUCUGUACAAGCGUUUGGGUCAGUUCCUCAGCACGGAGAACGCCACCAUAAAAAUGGGCCACGAGGCCAGCGGGCGGAACCACUCGAUCGCCGUCAACUCCCACAUCAUCUCAGCCUCCAUCAACAAGGAGUCCAGCCGGGUCUUCAUCUCAGAGCCUGUGCUGUUCACCCUGGAGCACAUCGAUACUGAGCACUACUUCAACUCCAACUGCUCAUUCUGGAACUACUCGGAGAGAAGCAUGAUGGGAUACUGGUCCACCCAGGGCUGCAAACUCCUGGGAGUCAACAAGACGCACACCACCUGCUCCUGCAGCCACCUAACCAACUUCGCCAUCCUAAUGGCCCGUAGAGAAGUCACAGACAGAGACGGGGUACACGAGAUCUUCCUCACCAUCCUGACCCGCGUGGGCAUCGCUGUGUCGCUCGUCUGCCUGGCCAUCAGCGUCUUCACCUUCUGCUUUUUCCGCGGACUGCAGAGCGACCGCAACACCAUCCACAAGAACCUGUGUCUCAACCUCUUCAUCGCCGAACUCAUCUUCCUUAUUGGCAUCGAUAUGACAGAGCCCAGGAUCGGCUGCUCCGUCAUCGCCGGCCUGCUGCACUUCUUCUUCCUGGCGGCGUUCUCCUGGAUGUGUCUGGAAGGCGUGCAGCUCUAUCUGAUGCUGGUUGAAGUUUUCGAGAGUGAAGAUUCCCGUAAGAAGUACUACUAUCUCUCAGGCUACAUGAUUCCAGCGAUAGUGGUGGGCAUCUCUGCUGCCAUCGACCAUGAGAGCUACGGCACAAAGACGGCGUGCUGGCUGAGGGUGGAUAACCACUUCAUAUGGAGCUUCAUUGGGCCCGUCACCCUCAUCAUCGCGCUCAAUCUCAUCUUCUUGGUUAUAACCAUGUACAAGAUGGUGAAGCACACGACCUCACUGAAACCCGACUCCAGCAGGAUGGAGAACAUCAAGUCGUGGGUGCUGGGGGCGUUCGCUCUGCUCUGCCUGCUGGGCCUCACCUGGUCCUUCGGCUUGUUCUUCAUGAACGAGUCGUCCAUCGUCAUGGCGUACCUCUUCACCAUAUUCAACACCCUGCAGGGCAUGUUCAUAUUCAUAUUCCACUGCCUGCUGCAGAAAAAGGUGCGUAAGGAGUACAGUAAAUGCCUGCGUCAGUCUCAUUGCUGCAGAGGCGUGGCCACAGACAGCUCCCACAGCUCCGCAAAGACCUCCACCUCCAGAGCCAACGCCCGUUACUCCUCUGCCACACAGAGCCGGAUCCGCAGGAUGUGGAACGACACUGUCAGGAAGCAGUCAGAGUCGUCCUUCAUGUCGGGUGACAUUAACAGCACCUCAACCCUGAACCAAGGAAUGACAGGAAAUUAUCUUCUAACUAACCCUCUCCUCCGACCACACGGCACUAGCAACCCCUAUAACACCUUACUGGCUGAGACAGUGGUGUGCAACAGUACGGGCCCUCCUGUCUUUAACUCCUCAGGGACCUACAGAGAGACAAGACAUUCACUGAGCAAUGCCCGGGACACCAGUGCGACGGACACGCUACCACUCAACGGUAACUUCAACAACAGCUACUCCCUGGGAAACGGCGACUUCAGCGACGGCCUGCGGGGGGCGCCGUGCGGGCUCAGCCUGGACGACGCCGCCUUCGAGAAAAUGAUCAUUUCAGAGCUGGUGCAGAACAACCUGCGGGGCUGCAGCAAGAGUCACCACACAGAGUGGGGAGGGGGCCCGGGGGGGCUGGGAGUCCGUGGCGGGGGGGACGACGCCCUCACAGCCGACGCCUCGUCCCUGGUACACGGCGACCCCCCCGCGGCGGAGCUGGAGGCCCCCCUGCUGCCGCAGAGGACUCACUCCCUCCUGUACGGCCCCCAUGGGCCGCACCCCAGCCCCCGGCCCGAGGGCCCGGACAGCUACCUCACACAGCUCCCCGACGCCGAGGACAAGCUGCACACCCCAAACAGAGACUCUCUGUACACCAGCCUGCCCAACCUCACAGACUCGCCCUGUCCCGAGAGUGGGGGCGAGGAGGGCCCGCACUCCCCCUCCCACCGCAGCGAGAGGGAGGACCUUUACUGCACCAGCGUGCCGGACCUGGGGCACGGGCCCCCCCUGCAGCCCUACUACCACAUCAGCAGCAGCGAGGCCUACAUCCUGCCCGUCGCCAAGGACGAGCCCGCCCCCGAGGGAGACGCCAGCGACGGGCAGAUGCAGCUGGUCACGAGCCUCUAAGCGCAGUGGGCCCUGGGCCCCCGGACUUCCUGUGCUGCGAUACAGACUCCGCGGAACACAAGCAGAGCAUUUUCUUUGUCGUGUUGUUGUUGGUCAGAGACUCACCGUUUUGGUGUUUAGGUGAGCUGCCGGAGGAGAGUGGAGCGGUCAGAGCGAGCUCGAUGCCGUCUGGGGAGCAUCUCACGCACGGCUCCCUCCUCCCUCCGAAUGUCUGCGCUCUGUUACAUACCAGCUCCAGAGCUGCGGGGCUGAAGGCUCUCUGAGGCGAUGAUAAAAUCAGAUACAAUAAGGUCCUGAUCCCAGAACAGUUGCUUCCGUCGUGGUGAAGCCUGGAAGCAUAUGACCACUAGCAGUCUAGCCUCAGGCCUUAUAUUUUCUCAGCUGUACAUUAAACUUCUCAGCAGAAAUGGUUAAAAAAGAUCUAUUUUGUUGUAUCUCUCACUAAUGUAAA